AAUGCCGAUGAUAAGUCGUGCGACUAGUUGUUGCGAUCCACGCGCUACUCAACACGCAAAACACACGCACUGUUCUUCAACUGAAAAAAAACUAACACAAAAUGGGAUUUAAAAAAGAGAAAAUACAUUUACAAGAACACACUGAACCAAAAAUACAUUUCGUUCAAAUAUUUCGAUAUGGGACAGCCCUGGAGAUCACAGCCACAGUUGUGGGCAUCCUGGUGAGCAUGGCCAGCGGGCUGGGUAUGGCCUACAACCUCUUGCAAAUUGGAGAACUGAGCACGGCUUAUGUGGAACGGACUAGCUUCCAGGAUCAGCUUAGUUCUAGAUUACCACUCUUGUCUUUAUUUGGAGGAGGGAGAAUACUCAAUAACGCGAGUCAUGAGGAGAAUAUGAAGGCUCUGGUAGAGGACGCCACGGCGUUGGUGAUCGGUGUGUUCAUAACCGUGGGCUUCUCGAUGGCGUGCUGCGCCGUCUCCGUCGCACUCAUCGGCUGGAGCGCGCUCAGGCAGAUCACAACGAUACGAAUGCGGUUUCUGAAGGCAGUGCUUCGUCAGGAUAUGUCCUGGUUCGACACGGAUAACGAGUUCAACUUGGCGUCCAAGAUGUCAGAGAACUUGAUGAAGCUUAAGGAGGGAAUGAGCGAGAAGUUGGCGGUGGUAGGUAACCUGUUGGGUACGUCCAUCAUUUGUAUCGCGGUGGCGAUCCCACUGGGCUGGGAGCUGGCGCUCGCCUGCAUUACUGUCAUGCCCUUCUCCGUCGCCGCCUCCGUCUAUCUUUCCAAUUACCAAACAAAAUCGUCAGCACGUGAGAUGGAAUCUUACAGCCAAGCUGGAAAACACGCUGAGGAGAUUCUAAAGUCAGUGAAGACUGUAGCAGCGUUCGGCGGAGAGGAAAAAGAAGUUAAAAAGUACAGGUCUUUACUGGACCCAGCUGAGAAGUACGGACGCAAGCGAGGCUUGUACACAGGCAUUGGCAAUGGCUUCAACUGGGUCCUCACCUACUGCCUCAACUCCAUCGGUCUCGUCUACGGGAUCCGACUGGUGCUGGACGAUCGCGAGAGGCCAGACGAAGAACGGAGAUAUGUAGUUGGUGUUGUUUUUAGCAUACUGUUCAACGUGUACAUGGCGACUCAAUCAAUCACACUAUGUGUGCCCCACGUGGAGGCAUUCGCGGCGGCAAGAGGCGCGGCAGCCAGUAUAUUCCACCUGAUAGAGCGAGAGCCCAAGAUAGACAGCCUGAGCACGCAGGGAGUGUCCCCACGCAGAGUCGUGGGAAACAUAUCUUUCGAAAAUGUUGACUUUAACUACCCAUCAAGACCUGAUGUUAAGGUUCUGAAAUGUUUCUCGCUGCACAUAAAAGCCGGUGAAUGUGUUGCUCUGGUUGGAUCUUCUGGCUGCGGAAAGUCCACCAUUUUGCAACUGUUACAACGCAUGUAUGAUCCCCACUUUGGCUCCGUGAAGCUAGAUGGCAGGGAGAUAAGAAAUCUUAACAUAGGAUGGCUCCGGUCAUCGUUAGGCGUUGUGGGCCAGGAGCCCGUGUUGUUCCAUGGAACCAUUUUCGAAAACAUUGCCAUCGCUUGUCCGGAGGCAACUUUGCCAGAAGUUCAGAGAGUUGCAACUAUGGCUUACGCGCAUGACUUCAUCAUGAAAUUGCCUAAGGGCUACGACACAGUGAUAGGCGAGCGCGGCGCGUCGCUGUCAGGCGGACAGAAGCAGCGGAUCGCGAUCGCGCGCUCGCUGCUGCGCGAGCCGGCCGUGCUGCUGCUAGACGAGGCCACCUCCGCGCUCGACCCGCACUCCGAGCGCCAGGUGCAGGCCGCGCUCGACCGCGCCAGCCUCGGCAGGACUACCAUCAUGGUCUCACACAGAUUGUCCACGAUAUUAAAUGCAAAUCGUAUAAUUUGCAUGGAUCAGGGAGUCAUUGUAGAACAGGGGACACACGAAGAACUUAUGAAAUCUAAAGGUUUCUACUAUAACCUGGUAACAACAAAUAAAGAACAAAGUGAGCCGGAAGAACCAGAACCAUUACCAGAAUUACUAGAAAAUGAGCUAGAAGCUGCAGUAAACAUGGCAGUGGUACGGCCUGAAGUGAAGAAGCGCGAUGUCCAAAAGCGGCGACUUAGUAAACAGACCUCUGUCAUAGAGUCUUACGAAUGGAUGCAAACACCGCGGGGAUCUGUUACAUCUGCUUUGUCACUUGGUUAUCAAGGCUACAUCUUUAAUCCAGACAAAGAAAAAAAAGAAAGUGAUGAAGUUGAAGAGAUCAUGCCGGUCACAGGAUGGGAUAUAUUGAAAUUAAAUUCACCGGAGUGGAUUUACAUUACUGUAGGUUCAAUCGCAGCGUUUCUCCAGGGUGCAUGCUUUCCAACCUUUGCUCUUCUGUUUGGAUUUACGAGCGGUAUAUUCGUUCUAACUGAUCGUGACGAGUUAUUACACCUGGGGGAUUUAUACGCGGGUCUGUUCGUAUUGGUAGCAGCGGUUGCCGGCACAUCCAUGUGCCUCCAGAGCAGCACCUUCACCUCGGCUGGUUUGAAAAUGACUACCAGGCUUCGAGAGGCGUAUUUUAACGCUUUAUUGAGACAGGAAAUAGGAUAUUACGAUAAAGAAAGUAACACAGUCGGGGCGAUUUGUGCGAGAUUGAGUGGAGACGCAGCAGAAGUACAAGGCGCGACCGGCAUUAGAAUUGGUCUCAUUCUUCAGGGAGUCAGUUCCGUAGCUAUCGGGGUUAUAAUGGGAUUAGCUUUUAACGUUAAACUCACACUUGUCGCCACUGCGUUUCUACCAAUUAUGAUCGGCAGCAUUUACCUGGAAGGUAAGAUGUCCCAAAAAUCUCAAUCUGAUGAGCGAGACGCUAUGGAGUCAGCUACUGGAGUCGCGACAGAAGCCAUCGUAAGCAUCAAAACUGUACAGAGCUUAGGUAUAGAAACACUUUUUCUGGAGAAGUUUCGCGAUUCAUUGACGCUCGCCUGUGAUGCUGUGGCGAAGAAGUCGCGGUGGCGUGGCGUGGUGCUGGGCUUGGGUUUAUACGUACCUCUGAUAGCCUUUUGCUGUGCCGCUGUAUACGGAACUAUUCUUAUUUCUACGGGAGAGUUAGAAUACAGAAUUGUACUCUUGGUGACUCAAUGUGUAAUGUACGGAGCAUAUAUGCUCGGUCAUACGUUAGUAUACGCGCCAAGUUUCAGCGCAGCGAAAACCUCUGCAUCAAGAAUAUUGGGACUGAUCUACAGAGAACCUUUGGUUAAAACACUCGACGGGGUUUAUGAUAAUAAUCAUUGGGUUGCCAGCGGUAACUUUACUAUAAAGAACCUCGAAUUCAGCUAUCCAACACGAAAACACCAGAAGGUACUGAAAGGAAUAGACCUGCACGUGGAUGCCGGCAAGACUGUGGCUCUAGUGGGUCCGUCUGGCUGCGGCAAGUCCACCGUGCUGCAACUACUCCAGAGAUUCUAUGACCCUGACUCAGGAACAAUUGAGUUAGACGGUCUGGACAACCGCAGCGGCAUGACGCUGCCGCGGCUGCGACGCCAGCUGGGCGUGGUGCAACAGGAGCCCGUGCUGUUCGACCGCACGCUCGCAGAGAACAUCGCCUACGGAGACAACUCCCGAAGCGUCUCCAUGCACGAGAUCAUUGAAGCUGCCAAAGCGGCAAACAUACACACCUUUAUCUCCUCCCUGCCUCAGGGCUACGAGACGAACCUGGGGUCUGGCGGCGCGCAGCUGUCGGGCGGGCAGAAGCAGCGCGUGUGCAUCGCGCGCGCACUCAUCAGGUCGCCGCGCCUGCUGCUGCUCGACGAGGCCACCUCCGCGCUCGACGCCAACAGCGAGCGGGCGGUCUCGGAAGCGCUAGAGAAGGCAGCCAAGGGCCGCACGUGUAUCACAAUCGCACAUCGACUCUCCACCAUCAAAGACGCGGACCUCAUCUGUGUGCUGGACAAAGGGAAAAUCGUGGAACGUGGUUCUCACUCGGAACUAAUCAGCCAGCGAGGAUAUUAUUGGAAAAUGUGUAAAGGACAAAACAUGGUUUAAUUAGGUAUUGUAAGAACUUCAAAUCUCACACUAGUCUCAUUCAAAUAAUUUUGUUUUUAAAACAUACGUAUUAUUUAUUUAUAAGAUAGUGAUUUGAAUUAAAUUAGCAUUACUUAUGAUUGUACCAGUUAUCUCCAAUAUCAUUCUCACAUGAAUAUUUGUUCACUGUAAAUGUCGUACAUUUUACCAUUGUAAAUAAUAUGUUAGCCAUUUGUGAUAUUUUCGUUGAUUGUUUUUAAGGAAAAAAAAUAUUUAUUAUAAAAUUGUAUUUAAAAGGAAUUAUUUAAUACUUAAUUUUAUGUAUAGGAUAGGAAAAAUUUAGGUAAGAGUGCUCCAAUCGACAUGUUAUUUAGCUUUAGUCUUGGAACAUAAUACAUCCACAGUAACGUAAUGAAGUAAUCAAACGAUUUGCACCAAUUUUAUGCUUUCUAGAAAUUAAUGCAUUGUUGUAGAUAAAAUCUUCGUUAAAUCCAAAAUCUCAACUGUAUGGAAUUUUAAGUAUUUAGGUAAUUUGUCAAGUUGCGUAUGUCAGUGACAGCGAUGAGGAGCAAUUUUUUGAUGCA
Molecule: messenger RNA, 4591 nt
Organism: Helicoverpa armigera (cotton bollworm)
Lineage: Eukaryota; Metazoa; Arthropoda; Insecta; Lepidoptera; Noctuidae
Product: multidrug resistance protein homolog 49
Exons: 26
Coding region: 102-4028 (1308 amino acids)
Biological process (GO): transmembrane transport
Cellular component (GO): membrane
Molecular function (GO): ATP hydrolysis activity; ATP binding; ABC-type transporter activity
Source: RefSeq, a predicted model, not a curated record